Chanos chanos (milkfish) is the source of this 2562-nucleotide messenger RNA. It is a transcript of the gene tas1r3, whose product is annotated as taste receptor, type 1, member 3. The record is from RefSeq and is a predicted model, not a curated record. Gene Ontology annotation, molecular function: G protein-coupled receptor activity. Gene Ontology annotation, biological process: sensory perception of sweet taste; sensory perception of umami taste; G protein-coupled receptor signaling pathway. Gene Ontology annotation, cellular component: plasma membrane. Lineage: Eukaryota; Metazoa; Chordata; Actinopteri; Gonorynchiformes; Chanidae.
UACAGAAUGCAUGGGCAGUGGAGGCUGCUGGUUCUGUAUUGUUUUUUUGGGUCCCACCAGGGCCAAAAUCCAUCAUGGUUCCAAAAUAUCUCAACAAAUCUCUUCAAGUCUCCUGGGGAUUUUUUACUUGGAGGUAUUUUCCCUAUCAAUGUACUCACCAGCAACCUAAGUGAGAGAGUCGAGCCGGAUGAUAUUCACUGUGGCGUGAUCAAUGAGUAUGGUCUAGCCCUAUCCUUUGUGAUGAAGUACUCUGUGGAUGAAAUCAAUGCCAGAUCUGACUUACUUCCUGGAAUUCGGCUGGGCUUUGAGAUUUUUGACAGCUGUAUGCAAUCAGCUGUCAUUAUGAAGCCAACCCUGUUCUUCCUCUCUGAGGGCUCCUCAGAAGUGAUGGAGGUCAGGUGUAAUUACACAGACUACGUAACACGCGUGGUGGCUGUCAUAGGUCCAUACAGUUCUGAGAUGGUGUCCAUGACUGGCAAGCUGAUGGGCUUUUUCUUGAUGCCACAGAUCAGCUAUGGUGCCACCAGUGAGCGGUUCAGUGACAAGAGCCUGUAUCCAUCCUUCAUGCGCACUGUGCCCUCUGACAGGUGGCAGGUGGAAGCCAUGGUGCAGCUGCUUAAGGAGUUCCAUUGGAACUGGGUGGCAGUGGUUGGCAGUGAGGAUGAAUAUGGCAGGAAAGGCCAACAGCAGUUCUCUUCCGUAGCAGGAGAGCGAUCCAUAUGCGUGGCAUAUGAAGGAGUGAUCCCCAUCUACAGCGACCCUGUGCCCGUGGUCACAGAAAUACUGCAGAAUAUUGUGAUGACUAAGGUGGGUGUCGUGGUGGUCUUCGCUCUCGCUGAACCAGCCAAAGUUUUCUUCACUGAGGUGAUCAGGAGAAACAUGACAGGCAUUUGGGUGGCGAGCACAGCCUGGGCUCUGCAUAAUAGCAUGACUGCCUUGCCCAACAUCCACACUGUGGGAACUAUACUAGCCUUUGCUGAUAUGACACAGCGCCUAGGCCAUUUCAGCAGCUACAUGAGAGAACUGUUCACCAAGAUUGAAGAGGAGAGGCUCCAAUCCCAGAGCACAGAGCAAGUCGCUGAGUCUUCUCCUCUGGACAAUCCCUGCCCGGACUGCUGGCAACUCUCACCAGACAAUAUGAGCCUUGUGGAAGUGCCAAUGGUCCAGCGCACAGCCUUUAGUGUUUAUGCUGCCAUCUACAGUAUAGCCCAGGCAUUGCAUGACAUGCUUGGCUGCAAUACCACAAGCUGCCCAGCAAAAACAAAGCACACUAAAAUCUAUCCAUGGCAGCUGCUGAAAGAACUGUGGAAAGUGAAACUCAACAUAAAUGGAACAUACUUUAAGUAUGAUGAGGAGGGAAACCCCAGCAUUGGCUAUGAUGUACUGGUUUGGGUCUUUGAUAACAACACUGUAAGAUUCAAAGAUAUUGGCAUCUUCAACCAGAAUCUAACCAUCAACAAAAGCCUCAUCAAAUGGUACACAGGUAGCGCUGAGGUUCCCCAAUCCACUUGCUCUGAAAACUGUGCAGCAGGACAAGUGCGUCGUGUCAAGGGGUUUCAUUCCUGCUGCUUUGACUGCAUUGACUGUAGAGAAGGAACCUUCCAGAACAAUACAGAUGAUGUCCAGUGCACACCAUGUCCCCGUGGCCAGUGGUCUGUCCAUCUCAGCACCAACUGCACUCACCCUACCUUUGAGUACCUCUCCUGGAGCAGCUACAAGUCUUUGGGGCUGGUGCUGGUUGGGGCCGUCCUGUUAAUGUGUCAGGCAACAGUGGGCAUUCUCUUCUUUAGGCACCGUGGGACACCACUAGUGAACGCCUCAGGAGGGUCACUGAGUGGUCUGUCCCUGCUAAGCCUGAUGGGAGGCUGUGCAAGCCUGGUGCUGUUCCUUGGUCGACCAAACGACUUGGUGUGUCGACUGCAGUUGCCACUCAAUGCCAUCUUUCCAACUGUAGCACUCUCAACAAUCCUGGCUAUCUCUCUACAGAUUGUCUGCGUGACCGAAUUUCCAGAGCGGGUUCCUGCUCACCUGGAGAAUCUGCGUGGGGCGGGGAGCUGGAUGGUGGUGCUGACUUGCUGUGGUGUUCAGGCUGGACUAAGUGGAUGGUACGUGCAUGAAGGCCCUUCAUUAUCCCAGUACCUGUCAAACCUGGAGGUGAACUUUGUGAGAAGAUUUCUGUGCUGUCCAGUCCAGCCUAUCCUAAACUUUGGCCUAAUGCUGGGCUUCAACGGUGUGCUGUCACUCAUCUCGUUCAUGUGUACCUUCAUGGCCCCGAAGCCAGCCAGACAAUACAACUUAGCCAGAGACAUCACCAUAUCCACUCUGGCCUACUGUCUAGUGUGGGUGGUCUUCAUUCCUGUCUACACAGGCCUAGAUGAUGAAAUGAAGGCGAUAUCUCACAUGACAGUUAGUUUACUCAGUAACAUGGCACUAAUGGCAGCUUAUUUUUUUCCUAAAUGCCUCUUGCUGAUUAAACAUCCAGAAUUCAAUACAGAUGACCACUUUUGUACAUUUCUGGAUGGAGCACCGCCAGUUCCUCAAGAAAGUCAGAACAAACAAUAG